Cynoglossus semilaevis (tongue sole) is the source of this 2876-nucleotide messenger RNA. RefSeq names its product SPG7 matrix AAA peptidase subunit, paraplegin (gene spg7). The transcript has 17 exons. Lineage: Eukaryota; Metazoa; Chordata; Actinopteri; Pleuronectiformes; Cynoglossidae. Gene Ontology annotation, biological process: mitochondrial protein processing. Gene Ontology annotation, molecular function: ATP binding; ATP hydrolysis activity; metalloendopeptidase activity. The record is from RefSeq and is a predicted model, not a curated record. Gene Ontology annotation, cellular component: m-AAA complex; membrane. Bases 349 to 2772 code for a protein of 807 amino acids.
AACAUGUUUGAGAGUGUGUGAGGCGCACUAUUUACGCAUACGCUUAACACGCAGGAUAUUUAUAAAACCAAGGACAGGUUAAAACACCGUCGACAUAUUAAUAAUAGGAAAAGGGAAAUGGCGCAUUUUACCGUUUUGUUUUCUCUUCCGUAAAUAAGUGUUGCUAGUAUUAUUUUGCAUUUGUUAGCCGUCAUCUUGACUUACGUAGUUAAAAAACAGACAGGCUAGCUCGAGCAGUGAAGGUAAACAAAUCCUUAAAAUCUGCAAUUUAGCUUUAAUUAGGCCCUUUGUUGAAUAUGGCAUAGCAUUUUCUAAACUAAAACACUGCAAUUGGUGACAGCCGGUAUAAUGUCAAUUUGGCUGUUGCAGCAACGAACUGGCCUUUGUAAACAGUCCAGCUGUGGUAUAUUGUUGUCACUGUCAAAGAGAAAAUGCCAUGGCCUAUCAUACAAGCUGGCUUUCGGAGAUGGCGUUAAACAUCUUCUUUCCCGAUGCACGAAUGUCAGGAAAAGACUUCUUCCAAAAUCAGAGUGGACAAAUCAAAGUCAGCCCCUACAACUCAUGCAGAGUCUUCUACACAGGCCCUUGGGUUAUGGCAUGGAGGGAAUUGGCAAAGAGUUAAUCAGGCGCAACCUCUUGAGGAAUCCUGUUGGUUUGGUGAAUUUAUUAGGAUCUACUAACUUUUUCAGUACAUCACAGUCUAAAAAAGAGAAAAAUAAAACUGAUGGACAGACAGGAAAAAGUCAAGAGGACGAUGAAGAUGAGAAAAAACGGCGUGAGCAGGUAGCCCAGAUGUACAGAGAGCGUCUUCGAACCCUCUUCAUCAUUGCUCUAAUCCUAAGCCUGGUAAACUCCAUCAACACUAGUGGUGGUAACAUCUCAUGGAGUGACUUUGUUAAUGAGAUGUUGGCCAAAGGAGAGGUGUCACGUGUACAAGUUGUUCCAGAAAGUGACAUUGUUGAAAUCUACCUUCAUCCUGGUGCUGUCAUCUUUGGAAGGCCUAGGCUGGCACUAAUGUACAGAAUGCAAGUUGCAAACAUUGACAAAUUUGAGGAGAAGCUGCGAGCUGCUGAAGAAGAGUUGAAUAUUGACGCAAAGGACAGGAUUCCUGUGUCAUACAAACGCACUGGAUUCUUUGGAAAUGCACUCUAUGCUGUGGGAAUGGCUGCUAUCGGUGUGGCUAUUCUCUGGUAUAUCCUUCGACUGGCCGGCAUGGGUGGCAAAGAUGGUGGUUUCAGUGCUUUUAGUCAACUGAAGAUGGCCAAGUUCACCAUAGUGGAUGGAAAGUCGGGUAAAGGUGUGAGUUUCAAAGAUGUAGCAGGCAUGCAUGAGGCUAAAACAGAAGUCAAGGAGUUUGUUGACUACCUUAAGAGCCCACAACGAUACAUUCAGCUGGGAGCUAAAGUGCCCAGGGGUGCACUGCUGCUGGGGCCUCCAGGCUGUGGGAAAACACUGCUGGCUAAAGCUGUGGCUACUGAGGCCCAAGUUCAAUUUCUGGCCAUGGCUGGCUCCGAGUUUGUUGAGGUCAUCGGAGGUCUGGGUGCAGCUAGAGUCAGGAGUCUUUUCAAGGAGGCUCGUUUGCGAGCGCCAUGCAUCGUCUACAUUGACGAGAUCGAUGCUGUCGGAAAGAAGCGGUCCACCAACAUGUCAGGUUUCUCCAAUUCUGAGGAGGAGCAGACCCUCAACCAACUGCUGGUGGAGAUGGACGGGAUGGGCACCACAGACCAUGUUAUUGUCCUCGCCUCCACCAACAGAGCAGAUGUCUUGGACAAUGCUCUGAUGAGACCAGGCCGACUGGACAGGCACAUAUUUAUUGAUCUUCCUACACUGCAGGAGAGGAAGGAGAUCUAUGAGCAGCAUCUUAAGAAUUUGAAGUUGACACAACCAGCUAAUUUUUAUUCUCUACGACUCGCUGAGCUCACCCCAGGCUUUAGUGGUGCAGACAUCGCAAACAUUUGUAAUGAAGCUGCUCUGCACGCAGCCAGAGAGGGAUACAAGUCGAUUGAUACCUUUAACUUUGAAUACGCCGUGGAGAGAGUGAUAGCAGGAAGUGUAAAAAAGAGUAAAAUUCUGUCUAAAGAGGAGCAGAAAAUUGUUGCCUUCCAUGAGUCUGGACAUGCACUGGUGGGAUGGUUACUGGAGCACACAGAGGCAGUAAUGAAGGUUUCCAUUGCCCCACGGACUAACGCAGCCCUUGGAUUUGUCCAGAUUUUGCCUCGUGAUCAGUACCUGUUCUCCCAGGAUCAGCUGUUUGAGCGGAUGUGCAUGGCUCUGGGAGGAAGAGCUGCUGAAGCCAUCACCUUUAACCACGUUACAACAGGAGCUCAGGAUGAUCUGCGCAAAGUUACCCGUGUGGCCUACUCUAUGGUGAAACAGUACGGCAUGUGUGAUAGUGUGGGACAAGUCUCCUUCCCAGAGACCGAAGAACAAGGUGCCAUCGGACGUCGGCCCUUCAGCAAAGGCCUGCAGCAGCAAAUGGACCACGAAGCGAAGCUGUUGAUAGCCCGUGCUUACAGACACACAGAGAAGCUGCUGCUGGACAACAGAGACAAACUGACACUGUUGGCCAGUGCUCUGCUGGAGCGGGAGGUGGUGAAUUACAACGACAUCGAAGCCUUACUGGGUCCGCCACCUCACGGGCCCAAGAAGAUGAUCCUCCCCCAAAGUUGGGUGGAGGCAGAGAAAGACAAACAAGACACAGGAGAUGAGGAACCUCAACCACCUUCUUGGAAACACAGAGAUGAGGAGGAGAUGAAUUCCCAGCUGACUUAGUUGUAAAAUGUAAAACUAUAAAGUGACAAACCUCUGCACAUGGCUGUAUUUUUAAGUUUGAUCAGAGGCAGAAGAAAUUAAAAUAAAAAAAGUGAUUUUUUUCA